AUGGAUUACAUUAAUGUAUUAUUGUCGUUUUUAACCACACAUAUAAUAUCUGCAAGUCAAUCUAACAAUAAUAUUGUUGCUCAAUAUAAAUUAAUGGAACAAUUUUUAACGGUCAAAAAUCUAGACACUGCUCUUUUGUACACAUGUUGGUCACCGUCAGAUCAAAUAAAACAUAUGAAAAAAUUCAAUGAAAAAAAAAUUAUGGUUACAUAUCGCAAUAAAGCAGAUUUUUAUGGAAAUUUCAGUCGGGAUGAUUUGUUCACAAUAACAGUGUACUCUCCUUUGCUAGGAAUAAUCGUCGAUUGGUCAUGUAAUGAUGACCUAUUAUUCAAGUUUUCAGAAAGUUGGUUAUGGAACUCAAGUUAUCAGUGGCUCAUGGUGAUGAGCAAAAUAUCAAAUGAUAACAUUAUUAACAUUCAAAGUUUUUUAACAUCGAAAAAUAUUAACCUCACUAUCAACAGUGAAAUUUUAUUAGCAUAUCCUAAUGUGAUGGAUGGCACUAUUAUUAAUUGGCGUAUUUUUGACAUUUAUCGUACUGCUUUUGAACCAAGAGGAAAACUAAUGAUUGAUGUUGUAAAUAAAACUUUUGGUAUGUGGGGAAACCGAUUAUGGAAAUUUGAUAAAAGAUCAAAUUUAGAAAAUGUAACAUUAAAUGUUGUUACUGUAAGCAACCCAUACGGUGCCUUGGCUAAGAAAAAUGGCACGGACAUUAAACCAUCUAGUGAGGAACUGAUCAAAUAUUUAAUGACGUUUAAUUUGGAUCGCUUGAACUCCGUGCAAAAAUUUAGCUAUGCCAUAAUGUAUCCGUUGACGAGAAUUUUAUUAAACAUGUCAUUAAAAAUUGAAACGACAAAUUCAUGGGGUUACAAAGUUAAUAACAAAUGGGACGGAAUAGUCGGAAUGUUAAUAUCCGGAGAAGCUGAUUUUUCUUUAAGUAUAAAUGCGUUGAGGUCUGAAAGAUAUGAUGUCGUCGAUUACUCGGCUAUUUCCUCUUGGAAACACUCACCUUGUUUCAUUUUCCGUCAUCCACGAACGUCCAUGGCGUCAACGAACAUAUUUUUGCGUCCGUUCGAAACAACUGUUUGGCUAUCAAUAAUAUGUGUAAUCAUAUUGUCUGGAUUUGUUAAUUAUACAAUCAUGCAUUAUGAAUCGAAUCAAACGUUCUCGUUGAGAGAGUUAAGCGAUAUCGUCCUACUAAAAAUCGGCACGUUGUGUCAACAAGGCACAGUCAUGGAACCUACAAAACUCAGCAAUAGGCUGAUUGUACUUUUAAUGUUCGUGUUCAGUUUGGUUAUAUAUCAGUUUUAUUCAUCGAGUAUUGUCUCCGGAUUAUUGCGCCCCACCGUAAUUAAUAUCGAUUCGGUUCAAAAACUUGAAGAAAGCGGAUUAGACGUCGGCGUUGAAGAUUUCAACAUUAUUACUAAAUUGAUUGAAGUAUACGGGGAAAUCAAUCCGUUUUUUAAAAAAAUUAUCGACAAAAAAAUUAAACCGAAAUCAGAGUAUCUAUUGGCUAAAGAUGGAGUACAAAAAAUUAAAAAAGGUCACUACGCAUUUUUAACCGAUCCGGCGACUAGUUAUUGGCUAAUAAACGAUAUUUUCACCGAGAAGGAAAAAUGCGAUUUAUCGGAAUUGCCACUCCACAGGCCGGAAACCACAGGCUACUUGGUUCAGAAAAAAUCUCCGUACAGAAAAUUAAUCAACUAUGCAAAUUCUAUUCUAUGGGAAACUGGUCUAAUGCAAAGAGAACUCAGUAUAUGGCAUGCUAAAAAACCUAAAUGCACCGCUGGGAAAACUACAACUGAAGAAUCUUUAGUUAGCGUAGAAAUCAAAGACGUAGUAUCACUCAUAGCUUUUCUGGUCAUUGGAUUUAUUAGUUCUCUCACUAUUUUAAUAUUGGAAAUAAUUUUACAUCACUAUAAAACAAAUACUGAUAGAAUUACGCAGAGACGUCACACUUCUUUGUAG
This is a messenger RNA of Melanaphis sacchari, 1965 nucleotides long. RefSeq names its product probable glutamate receptor. The transcript has 9 exons. NCBI's taxonomy places the organism in Eukaryota, Metazoa, Arthropoda, Insecta, Hemiptera, Aphididae. The record is from RefSeq and is a predicted model, not a curated record. Gene Ontology annotation, molecular function: ligand-gated monoatomic ion channel activity. Gene Ontology annotation, cellular component: membrane. Bases 1 to 1965 code for a protein of 654 amino acids.